AUGGUGAGAUGCAAGAAGAUUAACCAGAAGCCUGCUAUUAGUUCUAUGGUGAAUGAAUCCCCUUCGGUCAAAGAAGAAUGCGAUGAGACGAUGACUGGUUUAGAAGAAGAACCGCCAGCUGUGGUGGAGGAGGUAUUCAAGGAUACCUUGGUGGAUUUCCUUGAGUUUGGGGGAAAUGUCCCAGUGGAUACAGAUGAGGGAAUGUCUGGGGUGAAGAAGACUGGUGUGAAAUGGAGUGAUCAAGUUGAUAAUGAGAAUGAUUUUCAAAGUCAGGCCAAAGAUAAAUGGUCUCAGGUUCGGGCAUUGUUACCAAAUCAAGGAGGAGCUCGGGUGAAAUUUGAGGAACCUUUAAUUCGAGAUGGUCAACGGAUGCUCAGGGAUGAAGCUACACGAGAUUUGGUGUUGGAAGGUGGAGUUGUCCAUUUCGAUAGGAAACCAGUUAUCUUGAGACCAUGGUCUACUGAUCUAGAUGCUAUGAGGUUAGUGAAAUCUGUUCCUGUUUGGGUUAGAUUGCCUGGACUUGGGCUGCAAUACUGGGGUACUAAGUGUUUGAGUGCCCUAGUGAGUACCAUUGGUAAUCCUAUACUAGUAGAUAAAGUUACAAAAGAUCGAUCCAUGAUGCAAUUUGCUAGGGUGUUAGUGGAGGUUGAAAUAACAGAGGAGGUUCCUAAAUCUAUUCAAUUUUUAAAUGAAAGAGGACUUUUGAUGGAACAAUUGCUGGAAUUUGAAUGGUUGCCGACUCAGUGUAAAAGGUGCAGAGUGUUUGGUCAUACUGAGGCUUUGUGUAAUAGGAAACAUGGUGAGGUUUGGAGGAAAAAAGAUAGAAAUACUAAAGAAGGGCCUAAACAAAAGUCCACUGAUCUGAAAUCUUUCCCUGUUACUACAGGUUCAGCUAGUGAAUUAAUCUCAAAAGAUAACAAGAAAGCAUAUGCUAAGGAAAGGUGUGAGACCCAUUCUAUAUCAGUUCUUACUGGUACAGAUAAUGAAAUAGUCUCAAAAGAUUCCCAGAAAACUGAUGAUACGGCGAGGUAUGAUUCAAGAGAGAGGCUUAAUUCAGAUUGGCUCACUCCUAAACGAGUGGGGGAUGUCAAGAGUUUGGCUUCUACUUCUCAGAAUAAGUUGAAGAAUUAUUAUAGUGCUUUGCAAGAUAGGAUAAUGGAGGUUACGAAUUUGGGGCUAUCUACAACAAAUAUGUUCAAGGGAGCUCUUUUAGAAACCAAGUUGCGUGGUAAUAAAAUAGAGGAGAUGAUGACUAGUCACUUUGUUGGCUGGAAUUUUUAUACUGGGUCAGGUAAUGAAGGAAGAAUUCUUCUGGUCUGGCAGGCCAAUAUUGUAUCUGUUGAAGUGUUACAAGAUAGUGAUCAGUUUAUUCAUGCUUAUGUUAAAGAGUUGGGUUCGAAUAAAGAGUUUUGUUUGUCUUUUGUUUAUGGGAGGAAUACCAUUGAGGAGCGGUUACAACUAUGGCAAGAUUUAUCUGGGCUGUCUUUUCCAAUCAAUCCUUGGCUUGUGGCUGGAGACUUUAAUGCUAUUUUUUAUUUUAAUGAUCGGCUUGGUGGUCGUGAUAUUGCUGCUAUGGAAAUGGUGGAUGCUCAAAGAUGGAGAUCUAUAGGGUUGGUUGAUGAACUUCGUACUAGUGGUUCCCAUUACACUUGGACAAAUAAGCAAGCUGCUGAGGCUAGAAUCUAUUCCAAAUUGGAUCGUAUAUUUAAAAAUGAAGCCUGGUUGGACUUAUUUCCUCAAUCUGAAGCCUAUGUUAAUUGGGACAUGAUUUCUGACCAUUGUUUUUGCAUCAUUAAAACCAUAACAGCUUUGAACUUAGGCAUUAAACCAUUCCGUUUUUUCAAUUAUAUGUGGGCUGACCAUGAAGGAUUCAGAGAGACUGUGUUGCAGAACUGGAUUAAGCCGAUAAAAGCUCAUGGUUUAGAGAGAAUACUGAGGAAAUUGGUGAGACUCAAACAUGUCCUUCGCAAGUUUAACAGAAGGGCAAUUGGUGAUGUUGUGCACAAGUAUACUGUAGCCAAGGAGAACUACCAAUCUGCCCAAUGUCAGCUCCAAAAGGAUCCUCAUUCAGCUGAUCUUCAAAGAGAGGACAGGUCUGCAUUUGAGACUUUCUCUAGUCAAUCUAGAUUCUAUGAUAGCUACCUUAGACAAAAAAGCAAAAUUAACUGGCUUCGGUUUGGUGAUGAUAACACGGCCUAUUUUCAUGCGUGUUUAAAACAGAGGAGGGCUACAAAUCGUAUCACCUCUUUUAUUAAUGAUGUUGGUCAAAUAAAUGAGAAGUUUGAGGAUGUAGUGGCUCAUUUUUUGAAUCAUUUUCGUAGUAUUAUGGGCAGCCAUAGUACAGCUUCUGCUCCUAUUCAGAGAGAUUGUUUUAGUCAUGGAGGCAUUUUGUCUUUGGAUCAGCAGCUGAGGUUGAUGAAACCAUUCACCAAGAAGGAUGAGGAAGCUGCUAUGUUCAGUAUUAAUCUGAUUAAAAGCUCGGGUCCUAAUGGAUAUGGGUCGGGUUUUUUCAAAGUAAUGUGGAAAUAUUUGGGAGAAGAAAUAUCUGAUGCCAUCUUGGGAUUUUUUGAUCAUGGAUUGCUGCCAGAUGAGCUUAACAAUGCAACACUCUCUCUGAUUCCGAAGGUUGAAACUCCUACUAAGGCUGUGGACUGGUUUAUUCGAUGGGUGAUGAUAUGUUUGAAGGGUACAUCUUACUCUAUUCUGAUGAAUGAUAGGCUUCAAGGGAGCUUUAUUGGUAAAAAUGGUCUAAGACAAGGGGACCCUAUAUCUCCCUUGCUGUUUGUUCUAGUCAUGGAAUACUUCACUCGACUUCUCAUUCAAGCUUCUUAUAGAAAGGAUUUCAGAUUUCAUCCUAAUUGUAAAAAACUGAAAUUAGUUAGCUUUUGUUUUGCUGAUGAUUUGGUGCUUUUUUGUAAGGGAGCUUCUAAUUUGGUUCAGAUUAUCAAAGAGUGUUUCACAUCUUUUAGUUUGGCAUCUGGUUUAACAGCUAAUUUGGCUAAAUCUCAGGUAUAUUUUGGGGGUUUGGCUGAGGAAGAUUCAAAGCAGAUUCUGACUAGGCUCCAAUUUGUAGAAGGGUCAUUUCCUCUAAAGUAUCUUGGAAUUCCUCUUCGGCCUACUAAAUGGAAGGCUAGAGACAGUGCUGUUAUCAUCAAAAAGAUUCACCUGAAGCUUCACACUUGGUCAAGUCGUCAUCUUUCAUUUGUUGGGCAUGCACAACUUAUUAAUUAUGUAUUAUUGGGCAUAAGAUCAUUCUGGAUGAGUAUAUUCCUCCUUCCCAAGAGUGUCAUUUAUGAGAUAGAACAUUUAUGCAGAAGGUUUCUUUGGGGUACUAAUGACAGUAAUAGGAACAGAAGCAAAAUGCAUCUCACUGCUUGGGAUCAAGUCUACUUGCCUAAGAGUUUGGGUGGUAUUGGGUUUAAGGAAGGGUCCAAAUGGAAUAAAGUGUUACUAGCUAAGUUUAUUUGGGCUAUUUCCUCUAAACAAGACAUCCUUUGGGUGAAAUGGGUGGAUGCCAUUUUUCACAAAGGGCAGAAUUUUUGGGAGUAUAAGAUCAAAACUGAUCAAGUUAGAUCAAAGGUGGUUUCUUGGCUAGGAACUGAUAUAUGGCCGGUUAAGUAUGAAGAUUGGUCCUCUUGGAUGUUUGGGAGACCUAAAGGUCUGAAGCAAAAAAUAGCAGCAGCUGCAUUGCCUGCUUCAGUUUAUAUGAUAUGGUGGAAUCGUAACACUUGUCUUUUCAGAUUUUACUCUAUGACAGCUGAUAGUAUAGAUCAUUUGAUCAAGUUUUAUUUGAAAGCUAGAAUUUUUAGACUUCCUAGGACAAAAUUUGGGAAAAAUAAUUUAGCUUUUGUUGAGAAGUUUGACCAAUUGUAA
Humulus lupulus (European hop) is the source of this 3873-nucleotide messenger RNA. RefSeq lists its product as uncharacterized. Bases 1 to 3873 code for a protein of 1290 amino acids. NCBI's taxonomy places the organism in Eukaryota, Viridiplantae, Streptophyta, Magnoliopsida, Rosales, Cannabaceae. The record is from RefSeq and is a predicted model, not a curated record. The transcript is spliced from 5 exons.